Messenger RNA from Closterium sp. NIES-67, 3064 nucleotides. Lineage: Eukaryota; Viridiplantae; Streptophyta; Zygnematophyceae; Desmidiales; Closteriaceae. The record is from the annotation of a GenBank genome assembly.
CCAAGAGCAUUGCCCUGCUAACUUACCUUCAUUCUAUGCCUAGGUGAUCUGCCAUGGAAGGUAGUCUCUGAGUUUGACACCGUCGUCCACGAAGCGCGUGUUCCCGCUAACAGUAUCGUGAUUCGAGAAUAUUACGAGGGGUCACGUGAGCUGGUGGGAGGACAUUAUGAGCAGUCUCCUUAUGACAGUACGAGGGCAUUAGGGAACAACUUUAGCGUGCCUAACGUCUGUAACAUACGACACUAGCGGGUCGUGUCGGUUGCAAGAUCGUCAGCGCGUUUCUUUCUUCCCUCCAUGUUUCCAUCGAAUCAUUUGCGAACAAAUACUGAUCCCUAAUUUCAGCACUCAUCAUCUGAAAGUUAUCCUCUUAGCCAGUUUUUUUAAGCCUAACUUUUGAUCAGGAAAUGGCUAACCUGCAACCGCCAGGUAGGAAGAUGAGACUUCAGCAGGACCCUCACAUGAUGAGUAACGGUUACCACGCCGAUGGACACCCACACAGGCAAGCUACCCCCAACACGAUCCACGCAAACUCCCGCUUGACUCCAAUCGACGGCUGGGAUGGCCGGCAGGCUUCGGAUCAAAAUCAAAUCUCACAUAGUCAAGCUCAAACUCUGCAUCAGGGAACGCACGAGGGACCCCCUCAGGGCCAACGGGGGUCCAUGCACGUGGAUCCACACACCAGCCUGGCGGCUCAGCGCGUGCUAGCGGCGCACAAGGCCAAGCACCUGCACGUGGUGGUCGAUUCCCCAUCGGGCGUCCCUCCGCAUGGGGGGAACCCUGCGGGGGCUAUCGGAACAGGAGAGGGUCCGGAGUUCCGCGAGCAGGCGCACCAGGCGCAGCCGCAGCAGCAGCAGCAGGUUCCUCCGCUGCAGGGACAAUCGGCUGCGGCCGAGGGGUCUAGCGUUCCGCAGCCGCUACUGUCAAAGUCGGGCCGGCCUGUUGUGCGGUGCCAGUGGUGCUCCCAGAUGCUCGCCGUCCCCCCAAAGCUAGAGCCGAGAGACGGGAUCCAGAAGCUGCGUUGCGGCAAGUGCCUCAAGAUCUCCAAGUUCACCGUCUUCCUCCCUCCCGCCGGCGGCGUCCCCGUGCUCAUGCCCCUCUCCUCCUCCGGCCCUCUCCCUGGUCCCCCUUCCAUUGCUGCGUCACGUGGCGGGGCCCAGAGUCAGCAACCCCAGCCUGUGCAGCCGCUGCCGCAGCAGCAAGGGCAGCCGGUGCAAGGGGUAGCACCGAUGCAGGCAUAUCAGCAACAGCAGCAGUUCCCAGUGGCACAGCCCAUGCAGCCACAGCAGGUGCGGCAGCAGCCUUCCUCCCAGCUCAUGCAGCAGCAGCAGGCAGCGUUGCAGGGUUAUGGGCAAGGUGCGCAGGGGUUGGUACAGCAGAUGGGCGGAUUGAACAUGGGUGAGACGUUUAAUCAGCAGCAGUACCCAAUGGUCGCUCAAAUGCCACAAGGGAUGGGACAGCAGGGCAUGGGACAGCAGGGCAUGGGGCAGCAGAGCAUGGGGCAGCAGGGUAUGGGGCAGUCAUAUCAGCCGCAGGUUCAUGCAGCUCCACACAUGCACCAUCCACAACAGCAGCAGGCGCCGUCACAGUUCCAGCAGCAGAUGGUAGGGGGAGGGCAGCAGCAGAUGGUAGGGGGAGGGCAGCAGCAGAUGGUUGGGGGAGGGCAGCAGCAGAUGGUCGGGGGAGGGCAGCAGUAUGCCAACUUUGCACAGGCAGGCAUGGCCGGGCCUGGAGGAUUCAUGCCGCCUCAGCAGCAGCACCAGCAGCAGCAACAGCAGCAGCAGCAGAUGCACUUUCAGCAAAUGCCAAAUCAGCCGAUGCAGCAGGUGAUGCAGCAGCCGAUGAGUCAGCCCACACCCCCCCACGCCGCUCAAAGUCCCGUCCAACCAUCAGGCUUCGCAGCUAGCCCGUUAUCUCAAAACCUUUCACCCUCCAUGCCCAUGUACCAGCCAAACGCAGGCCCUCCCCAGCAACAGCAGCAGCAGCCAGGUCACCCGUACCAGCAGAGCCCCAUGCAUAUGCGCACUCACAUGGGCAAAAUGGCAUAUGGAAUGCAAGCACCCAGACCUCCUCUACCUGGGGGGAGCAUAGGGGGGCACUUUGAGAGCGAGGAGGGCCUGCCAAGGCAAGGGUCUGGGAAGCGGUUCCCCAAGCAGCCGCCACAGCCUCCCAUGGACCCACAAGCCGCCACCAGGCGCUACCUCACAGGCCCAGGGAAGACUCUAGCGGCUUCCAUAGGAUUCAGAAGCGCGUCACUGAACGAGCACCAGAUGCAGCAGCAGCAGGGGGCGGGGGCGGGGGUGCCUGCGGAAAUGCCCUUUAGGCGCACUGCGACUGAGUACAGUGCGCCGCCCGGGAGGGGGGAUGCAAUGACGGUGGCGCCGAGGAGCUCAACACUGGGCGGCGAAGGGCAGUACCGGCGGAAGGUGUAUGUGAACGGGCAGCCUGUGCCGGACAAGCUGGUGUUCCUGGCUGAGAGGCGCAUUGGGACGAUUGAGCCAGGCAGCUACUGGUACGACUGCCGAGCUGGCUUCUGGGGCCCUGUGGGAGGGCCGGCAUACGGAGUCACCCCGGCUUUUAUGAGGGAGUUUGGCAUGCAGCCGAUGCAGAGCGACUGCUCUGGAGGCAAGACGAAGGUGUUUGUGAAUGGCAGAGAGCUGCAUAAGAAGGACCUCGCUACUCUGCAGAAGCGGGGCUUUCCGGACACCCCUGGUGUUCGGUACACUCUGGAUGCUGAUGGCACAGUAUGCAAUGAGGCUGGCAGACACCUCUUUGCCAUGGGGAAACUGAUGGUGGACAAGAAGAAGGGUAUGUACAUGGUAAAACCGUGAAGAUUCCGAGCUUGUAAUGGACCUGGAUGGUGGGAUAGCAGGAUUAUUUGGCAAUUUUUGACCUAACUUCCAGUAAUGCUUCAGGUGUCAUGCUAGGUGAUAGUGCGGAUGUCCAAUGGCCACAUGAGUUCAUAGUCAGCACUCAUGACAUUCUCUCACUUGAUAAACUAUGACCUAACAUCUUUUCAGGCAUGAAAUGUAAUUACUCGUGCUGAACCUGUUUCUUGUGCCAAAAU